Molecule: messenger RNA, 1594 nt
Organism: Rhopilema esculentum
Lineage: Eukaryota; Metazoa; Cnidaria; Scyphozoa; Rhizostomeae; Rhizostomatidae
Product: hydroxymethylglutaryl-CoA synthase 1
Biological process (GO): acetyl-CoA metabolic process
Molecular function (GO): hydroxymethylglutaryl-CoA synthase activity
Source: RefSeq, a predicted model, not a curated record
AUGUCUGCAGAAAGGUGGCCAGAAAAUGUUGGCAUUCUUGCAAUGGAAGUUUACUUUCCAUCAACAUUUGUUUCACAAGACAGACUUGAAAGGCAUGAUGGUGUUGGACAAGGAAAAUACACUAUUGGUUUAGGGCAAAAAAAGAUGUCAUUUUGUGAUGAUCAAGAGGACAUAUAUUCAUUUUGUUUGACUGUUGUCAAGGGUCUACUGGAGAAGAAUAGAAUUGACCCAAGAGAUAUUGGAAGGCUAGAAGUAGGAACUGAAACAAUAAUAGAUAAAUCAAAAUCGAUUAAAACUGUUCUUAUGCAACUGUUUGAGAAAUCAGGAAACAGUAACAUUGAAGGGAUUGACACUACAAAUGCUUGUUAUGGUGGCACAGCAGCACUUUUUAAUGCACUGAAUUGGAUUGAGAGUAGUGCGUGGGAUGGGAGAUAUGCAAUUGUGGUGAUGGGAGACAUUGCCAUUUAUGCAGAAGGAAAUGCACGAUGUACUGGAGGGGCAGGAGCUAUCGCUUUUCUUGUUGGAAAGGAUGCACCCCUUGUCAUUGAUAGAGGACUAAGAGGUACCCACAUGCAGCAUUGUUAUGAUUUCUACAAACCAAAUAUGGUCUCUGAGUAUCCAGUUGUUGAUGGGAAGCUGUCCAUUCAAUGUUACUUCACUGCUUUAGACAAGUGCUAUCAGUUAUACAAGAACAGUUUUCGUAGGCAACAUAAAGAUCUGCAAUGUGAUCCAAAUAUGGAGUCUUUUAAUUACUUCAUUUUUCACACACCAUUUUGUAAAAUAGUACAGAAAUCUUUUGGAAGAUUGAUGCUACAUGAUCUGUUCAGUUUGAAAGAUGGUGAACUAACAGAAGAGCAAAAGUCAAAAUAUAGCAGUCUUUUGGAAUACAGGGAGAUGAAAUUGGAAGAUACUUUGACAGAUCAAAAAUCAAGCAAAGAAAUAGAAAAAUGUGCAGUGGAGUGCAGUAAGGAGCUUUUUAAAAAAAUGACCAAGCCAUCACUGCUAUUGGCUGAAAACACUGGCAACAUGUAUACACCAUCUUUAUAUUCAGGACUUGCCAGUAUCUUAAUCAAUAUUGAUGAAGAGGAACUUGUAAAAAAGCGAAUUGUUUUGUUCUCAUAUGGAUCUGGCCUUGCUUCGACAAUGUUUUCUCUGAAAGUUUGUCCUGAGGAAUAUCUUCGUCCAAAACUUACACGCAUAAUCUACCAAAUGCAGGCUGUGAAAUCACGGCUAAAUGAAAGAACAGAAAUUGAGCCAGAGGACUUUGUGAAAAUUCUAAAAAGAAGAGAAGAAAUACACCAUCUACCAAACUACACUCCAGCUGCAACCACUGAUUACUUGUGGCCAGGAACUUACUAUCUAACCAGCGUUGAUAAGGAGUUUCGAAGGUCAUAUUCUCGGAAACCAAGAAUAAAGCUAUCAGAAUCAUUAGAAAAAUCAUGUGAAUUUUUAUGAUUAUCAUUGCCUUGUACCUUUACUUAUUUAGAUUAAAUAAAAUUAUUGGUUUCUUUUGCAGUUUUGUACUGAAAGAGUGUUAUUUGUUAAAUCCUUGUAGUUUAUUAAUAUAAUUCAGAGGAAUACUGACCUUUUUUCG